Messenger RNA from Magallana angulata, 2874 nucleotides. Its product is annotated as HBS1-like protein. Lineage: Eukaryota; Metazoa; Mollusca; Bivalvia; Ostreida; Ostreidae. Gene Ontology annotation, molecular function: GTPase activity; GTP binding. The record is from RefSeq and is a predicted model, not a curated record. Gene Ontology annotation, biological process: translation. Bases 115 to 2310 code for a protein of 731 amino acids. The transcript is spliced from 17 exons.
GCUAAUAUUAUCAUCCUGCUUUUGUGUAAGAAAGGGAACACAGCCAACGCGGCGAUGAAUAUGUCAUAUUUUCCAACAUAACAUUUCUGUCUUGUACCAAAUAAUACAUUCAAAAUGUCCAGGCACCGUAACGUACGCACAAUGAACUUUGAGGAUGAAUAUUUUGAUGAAGAUGAAGUCUAUGGACAUUCCUAUGAUGAUAGCUACUGUGUCUCACCAGCCACAGCUGCACAAUUCACAUUUAAUCGAGAAAGAGAUGUCAACUUGUCAUCCUACAUGGAGGAGGGUAUUCCCGAGGAGGAGGAUGAAAGUGACCCAGAGCCCCUCAGUGACUCUGGGAGGGACAACCUCAAACUUGAUGAUGUUGAACAAGCUAAAUUAAAUUCCUGUAAAGAGGAAAUAGUGAAUGUGAUAGGCGACACCAUUCCAGAGCACAUCGUGUCUCAGGCUGUGGUCAAACACCAAUACAACAUUCAAGCUGCAUUGAAUGAACUUCUGAAUCAAAGCGAGGCGCCUAAGCCACAAAGAGAACCAAGGCCUGACAGGCGAGCAAACAGACAAGAGUUUGCACCUGUUCAGCCCACUGUUCAAUUAAAAACUCCAGUCAAGAAAAAUACAACCUCGGACUUAGCCCAAGCUACCUCUGCCACCUCACAAAUAAAACUGGAAACCUCAAAUCAGACUGUUAAAUCUGCAAAUAACUCAGAAACUGUGUUCGGUACUGAGAAGAAUACUGUGAAAGACUUGCGCACAAAGGCAGGGAAUCUAAAUGCAAACAAUGAAGUGGAUGUCACAGACAGUGCAGUGUUAAAUGAUUCCAAACUUCAGGCAGUGAAUUCUGAAAUAGACCUAGUCGGAGACCUUGUUGGUAGGGACUUAGACACUCCAAGUAAAUCAUCUAGCAGCAGUGUUCCAGCAACUCCCAAAAGUACUUCAAAAGUAAAACAAGACAAAGCCAAACUAAAGGAAGAAUAUGAAAGAAGAAAAACAGGCAAAGAUCUUCUGAACUUGGUUGUCAUUGGUCAUGUGGAUGCUGGUAAGAGUACAUUGAUGGGGCACCUGUUGUAUCAGAUGGGCAUGGUCAACAAGAGAGCCAUGCACAAAUACGAACAGGAGUCAAAGAAAAGGGGGAAAGGAUCCUUUGCUUUUGCAUGGGUCUUGGAUGAAACAGAAGAAGAAAGGACAAGGGGGGUAACUAUGGACAUUGCUCAGACAGCAUUUGAAACUCCUCAUAAACAGAUAACACUGUUAGAUGCACCUGGACAUAAGGACUUUAUUCCAAAUAUGAUCACAGGUGCUGCCCAGGCUGAUGUUGCUAUUCUGGUGGUCAAUGCCACGAGGGGGGAGUUUGAGACAGGGUUCGAGUCAGGUGGACAGACCAGAGAACACGCUCUGUUGGCGCGAUCAUUAGGUGUGUCCCAGUUGUUGGUAGCAGUCAACAAGAUGGAUACUGUGGAUUGGUCACAGAGCCGUUAUGAUGACAUAGUGAAAAAAUUGGGACUCUUUUUAAAACAGGCAGGGUAUAAGGACAUUGAUUUGUCCUACAUUCCCUGCAGUGGACUAGGGGGAGAGAACCUGACAAAAGCAGUCUCGGAGCCAAAGCUUGCCUCAUGGUAUAAAGGAAGCACACUGGUGGAACAAAUAGACAAGUUCAAGGCUGUUGAACGCCCCAUGGACAAACCUUUCCGUCUGAUCAUCAGUGAUGUUUUUAAGGGGCUGGGAAGUGGAUUCAGUGUGGUGGGGCGGGUUAGCUCAGGCUCCGUGCAAGCUGGUGACAGAGUCCUGGUACAACCCGCUGGAGACCUAGCUGUUGUUAAAGCUGUAACAAUGGAUGAUUCAGAUAACACUUGCGGAUUUGCUGGGGAUCACGUAACUGUUGUUUUAACAGGCAUGGACAUGGCUCAUGUAAAUGUUGGUAGUGUUCUAUGUGAUCCACAGAAUCCUAUUAAGUCUGCCAUGAGGAUUCGUGCAAGAAUUGUCAUUUUUAACUUAGAAUUGCCCAUCACUAGAGGAUUUACCGUCGUGUUUCAUUAUCAAUCUAUAACAGAGCCUGCCAUUAUUAAACGCCUGAACUGUCAACUCAAUAAGAAUACAGGAGAAGUCAUAAAAAAUAAACCCAAAUGCCUGGUAAAGAACAGCAGUGCUGUGGUGGAGAUCGAGUUUGAGCGGCCAGUCUGUCUAGAGAUGUACAAAGAUUACAAAGAUCUGGGCAGGUUUAUGCUGCGACAAGGAGGCCAUACAAUAGCUGCUGGGCUGGUGGAGGAGGUUCUUAAAACAAAGUCAAAAACAGAAGAAAACUCAACAGAAUGAAGCAUUUUGACCUGGCAGUAGCUGCAUGAUGAUGUUUUAUGAUUGCCAUGGUCGUAUGAUUUAUGCUUUGAUAAAUGCAUAGUUCAUGCUAGGUGUACAUGUAUUGAGUCGUGACCUGAGCGGUGAAAUAUUUAUUAAUGAAACAUUGAAGUUUUUAGCAGUCUUUGGGAUUUCCCAAGCAUGUAUCUGAUAUUUGAUUUCUGCAAUGUGUUGACCUGUUUUGUUGUUCAUCUCUUUGUCCAAAUCUUGUUUGUACUGUAAUGUUCAGCCAUUUGUUAGGGACAACAAAUUCUAUAAUUUAGUUUUUCUUCUAAUCUUGAAUUAGAGAACUUAUCUAAUCUGAGGAAGAGACAGCUUUAUAUUUGUUUGUUACAGAUUUGCAUGUUGCUCCUUAUUUCCAAAUGAACACAAGAGAUGGAGGAUUCUGGUUAAAGAGUUUUUAUUACAAUUCUUAAAUCAUUGUUCAGGCUUGGUCAUGGUAUUUGUUGGUGAUAUACCACCAAAUGUGAUUAAACUAUGUUCGAUUGCUUUUAAAUUGAAAAUAAAUAAUGUGAUUUCUAAAAA